This is a messenger RNA of Osmerus eperlanus (European smelt), 3705 nucleotides long. RefSeq names its product ddb1 and cul4 associated factor 5 (gene dcaf5). The coding region runs from base 247 to 2727 and encodes 826 amino acids. The transcript has 9 exons. The record is from RefSeq and is a predicted model, not a curated record. Gene Ontology annotation, cellular component: Cul4-RING E3 ubiquitin ligase complex; cytoplasm. Gene Ontology annotation, molecular function: protein binding. NCBI's taxonomy places the organism in Eukaryota, Metazoa, Chordata, Actinopteri, Osmeriformes, Osmeridae.
GGAUGAUGAUUUGUGACAGACGGGGUAGUUGCACCGGAGCAGGAAACGGUCAACUGCUGAGCGACGAGGAGGGGUGACUACCUAAAAAGCCACAAACAACGUCGACAUCAGUGAGCUCGAAGGCUUGCAGCACAAUGUAGGUAAUCGUAUCGUAUUCUCAUGACACUACUCAUAAUAACUAUACACUAGUGGAUGCUGACGGUGAACAAGCAGACACGGAUCGUGUAGUUACCGGGGCCGAAGAAAAUGAAGGAGAUAAAAGGCUGCGGUAUGCGUUCAUCGUUGGGGUUUCUGUCCCAGAGAAAGAUCACUGGGCACCCCCUCAUGAAGGAAGAAUUUCAGAGACUUCGGUUGGCCGGCUGCACGAGCCUUUUCAAGAAAGACAUGCUUGGGCACUUUGGUUGUGUCAAUGCUAUAGAGUUUUCCAACAAUGGAGGAGAAUAUCUUGUGUCAGGAGGAGAUGACCGCAGGGUUCUGCUGUGGCACAUGGAGAAAGCCAUCCAUGGGCGAGCCAAGCCUCUGAAGCUGAAAGGGGAGCACCUGUCCAACAUUUUCUGCCUGGCUUUCGAUAGCACCAACAGGAGGGUCUUCUCCGGUGGCAAUGAUGAGCAGGUGAUUCUUCAUGACGUGGAAAGGGGGGAGACUCUGAACGUGUUCCUGCAUGAUGAUGCUGUAUACGGCCUGUCGGUCAGUCCGGUCAACGAUAACGUGUUCGCCAGCUCCUCUGACGAUGGGCGUGUCCUCAUCUGGGACGCGCGGGAGCCCCCUCAUGGAGAACCCUUCUGUCUGGCCAGCUACGCUUCAGCGUUCCACAGCGUGAUGUUCAACCCGGCUGAGCCCAGACUGCUGGCCACAGCCAACUCCAAGGAGGGCGUGGGGCUCUGGGACAUCAGGAAGCCACGCAGUUCUCUGCUGCGCUACGGCGGCAGCAUGUCCCUGCAGAGCGCCAUGAGCGUGCGCUUCAACAGCACGGGCACGCAGCUGCUGGCCCUGCGGCGCCGCCUGCCCCCGGUGCUGUACGAGCUGCACUCCCGCCUGCCCAGCUUCCAGUUCGACAACCAGGGCUACUUCAACUCCUGCACCAUGAAGAGCUGCUGCUUCGCGGGGGACAAGGACCAGUACAUCCUGUCUGGAUCUGAUGACUUCAACCUUUACAUGUGGAGAAUCCCUAAAGAUCCUGAAGCUGGUGGCCCAGGGCGCGUGGUAAACGGUGCCUUUAUGGUUCUGAAGGGCCACCGCUCCAUCGUCAACCAGGUCCGGUUCAACCCUCACACUUACAUGGUGUGCUCCUCUGGCGUGGAGAAGGUCAUCAAGCUGUGGAGCCCUUACAAGCAGCCUGAAAGCCUGGGGGACCUGGAGGGUCGCGUUGAGGACAAGUCCCGGAGCCUGUACACCCACGAGGAGUACAUCAGCCUGGUUCUGAACAGUGGCAGCGGCCUCUCCCAUGACUAUGUCAGCCAGUCCAUCCAGGAGGAUCCGCGCAUGAUGGCGUUCUUCGACUCGCUGGUCCGCCGCGAGAUUGAGGGCUGGAGCUCCGACUCGGACAGCGACCUGAGCGAGGGCGCCAUCCUGCAGCUCCACGCCCGCGGCCGGCGCCCCACGCGGAGGACCGCCACUGCCGCCGUGCCCACCCCCCCUCCCGCUGCCGUCUCUGGUCAUCAUAGCGACUCGGACCCCUCCUCCUCUUCUCCCCUGCCGGUGCCUGAGACACCGACGCCGACCGCCCUGCCCCUCCCGGAGGAGGAAGGGGCAGGGCCGCUGAGGAGGCGGGGCAGGCGGCCGCACCACCAGUCGGCCUUCCUGCUGGACCUGGUGAACGAGGAUUCGGACUCCAGCGGGUUCUGGCCCGACCCCAUGCCCCGGCCUCGCUCUCCCAGCCCCAGGGACAACUCCACCCUCUCCCAGAGCACCUCCUCGCCAGCCGGCGCCUCCUCGUCCUCGUCCUCCUCCACCUCCUCCAGCAGCAGCGAGGACGAGGAGCGCCGCAGGGCCAGCACGAGGCAGCGCAACGCGGCCCGGAGGCGCCGCAUGCACUUCCCCUCCCACUCGGCGGAGAGGCCCGCGUCCGUGCAGGCGCUGUACUCGGGGGCGGACUCCUGCAGCUACCCCAAGAUUUCCCUGGAGGACGCCUCCUCCUCCUCAGAGGAGACGCAGGGCUCCGCCUACAUUCACAGGUCCACCCCAAAGAACAAGGGGCGACCCCAGCACCCCCCUUCCACGCUGCCGCACCCCAACUCCGCCCCCCCGUCUCCUGGUAUCCACGGCAACGAGGAGGGAGACUGCGGGACGGAUCCGCGAGGGUGGCGCCUGACCACCUCCCCCCGCUCUGGGGACGAGCUGGGCCGGGAGAGGACGGCGUCUCGCUGUAAGGAGCGGGAGGCGAGGGGGGACCUUCUGGAGGCGUCGGACAGCGCAGAGGAGAGCGGCGUGGGCCAGAGUGGCAGCUCCUUGGUCCUGGACGGGAGCUUGGCCUCUCCCGGCCACCUGAGCCCUGGGGUGAAUGGGCAGCGCCGGACUGGGGGCCCCCACAGGUCCCAACCGGGUCAGAACAACCCCACACGCUCAUCCGAGUCUGAGGGAGAGGCGGUCAUUAAGCCCACGGACACUAGGACAUUGGUGGAGGAACAGGCCUCCCUCAGAGGUCAGGGGGGGGUCAAAAGGACUCAUAGGGGGUCAGGGGAGGGGGGGUCGGGGGCACAGCCUUCAGAGAAGAAGUUCAAGACAUGAUGGCGCCUGGCGUUUUUGUGAGUGUCGAUGGACAGGUGAAGGGUUCGGUUUUACAGACUUACCUGAGGGUGUGUGUAGGAUGUGGUUUUCACAGCUCAGUAUCUGGUUUGAUAUUAUCCUAAAGAACUGCUGAAAGAUGCUGCUGUGAUGCAGAGGGAAGCUACCAUUCAGAAGAGUUGAGACAUGGCGGUCUUGAGGUUUCAUAUUCCCACAGGAACAGAGGAUAGUGUUUAUGGACAUUUGUUUUUGCAUACUUUGGAUGUUGUCAUCUUUCUUAAGGUCGAACCGCUGAUGACGCUGAAACGUAAACAAACUCAAAUCCAAGCUAAAGAAUAACAUUGACAAUAAUGGUAUUGUAAGUGAAUUUGCAAAUGAUUAAGUUGUGUGCAUAAAUCUUUUGAUUGUAUGCUUUAAAAAUAAACGCAUAGAUGUUUUUAUCCUUUUUUCGUUAAGGAAAUAUGUUCAGAGACAAGACUUCUGUUUCAAGGUUUGAUAGAAAAUAUAAAAUUCAGUUUGUUGCUGAGAGUGAACUGGAGAAUCCUUCCUUUUCAAGAGCGAUUCUCUGACUGCUUCAGGGUGCCUGAGUGAGGACUGUCUCCAUGGCGAUCUUGGUGUGCACCAUCUGCUUUUAAUUUUGCAUUAUAGUUAUGUGUUCAGUGUCCCUACUUACCAAUAGGUUUAUUCUCCUCCCUCUUUAUCCAACAAAUGGAUAUCACCAGUCAGCCAUGUUUUUGCUUCUUGCAAUAAAGAAUAACCUGUUUUCCAGUGAUAACAUGAAUUGUUACUAUGAUGCUAUGAUCUGAUUGAUGCUAGGAUCAGGAUGGUUAGCAUUCAGAAUUUUUACUCAAACAACCCUGCAUAUGUUGGGGACAGUCCUUUCAUUUCAACAUUUACAUGAUGGUGUCAACAAACUUUCUUUUUUUAAUCAAACAAUGAAAUAAACCGUUUUCAUCUUAAGGGGUAAAAAUAACAUUGUGU